AUGGGAACCAAUUCUGCCGCAACCGUCGCGACCUCAAUGAUCAACACGUUCCAAUCAAUCAGGUUCGGGCUUAUGGUAGGGAUUGGCGGCGGAAUUCCGUCAAAGGUCAGUCUGGGUGAUGUGGUGGUCAGUCAACCUGUUGCUGACUAUCACGGGGUGAUACAAUGGGAUAUAGGGAAGCUGGAACGGGAUAGGCGGUUUGUCCACACGGGCUCGCUGAACCGACCUCCGAACGCGCUACUCAAUGCCUCGAACCAGCUGAAAAGUAACCAUGAGAUGUACGGAUCAAAGAUAAAUGAGUACCUGGACGAUAUGGAAAGGAAAUUCCCGCGGCUAGCGCCAAAAUAUACGCGGUGUGAGGCCUUGCAAGACCCAUUAUUGGUAUCCGAGCGGUUCCGAACUCCGAGGGAAGUCUAUUUCCUGUCUUGGUUGUGGCAGGCGAUCAUCGCGAUUAUCGCAUAUCUUCUUGGUUCAUGGGCAAUUAAUCCGGUAAAUGAGGAGAAUGUGCGGGUAUCAGAGAAGGCAGAGGGUGCAAGGGCCCCAAGAGAUGUCAGGAUGGAGGCAGCUGGGCUCAUGAAUGACUUCCCAUGUAUUGUUAUCCGAGGCAUUUGUGACUACGCGGACUCGGGAAAAGAGAAAACAUGGCAAGAAUAUGCGGCAGCCGUGGCCGCUGCGUACGCAAAGGAACUUUUGGGAUGUGUGCAGCCUAGUGUUGUUGAUACGGAGGAUACAGCAAAGGCUAUUUUGGAAAAGGUGCAACUGCAGAUCGAUAGCAUGCAGCAGACAACAGCUGCAACAAGAGCUACUGCAGAUUCUAUCAGAUCUGACCUUCAUACCAGUGAGAUCAAGCGCUGGCUUUGUCCCCCGGAUCCAUCUUCAAACGCCAGCCAUGCUAGGACGCUCCGCCAUGAGGGGACUGGCACGUGGCUGCUCGAAUCCCCCGUCUUCCAAGAGUGGCACUCGGGGUCACGUCGACAGUUAUGGCUGCACGGGCUCGCGGGGUGUGGAAAGUCGGUUCUGAGUACCACUGUGCUUGAUCAUCUCGCAAACCGAAACGACGAUCUUAUCCUUAGCUUCUUCUUUGACUUUAACGACGUCGCAAAACAGACAUUGGAAGGCAUGCUGCGCUCGCUUGCUUUCCAGCUUUACCGCCGUGGGGUGGACUCCGCAAACCAUCUCGAUGCUUUGUUCCAGGCGCACCGAAAUGGCAGCGACCAACCUACGACAAAGGUGCUUUGGAGUGUUGUUUUCAAGAUGCUCGUAGCCCAGAGGAAGGUCUCUAUUGUUCUGGACGCAUUGGAUGAAUCGAAAACAAGGGACGCUGUGCUCGGGUGGAUUAAGGAUAUGGUGUCCAGGCCAGAGUUGGUCCAUGUUCAGCUGCUUCUUACCGGUCGACCUGAAUCCGAGUUUCUGCGCGACAUUCCCCCCUUAAUAGGAAAGCAAAACAGCCUGGCACUUGAUAAGCAAGCCAUCAAGUCCGAUAUUCGAUCGUGGGUCAUAGCACAACUUUCUCAACGGCGUGAUUUUACAGAGAAGCCCUUGUCCCAGAACCUUCUGGAAGAGAUCCGGAAAAAGGUUGGCGACGGCGCCGACGGGAUGUUUAGGUGGGCGUUCUGUCAGCUAGACAGCCUGGCUCGAUGUCGUCACGAGGCAGCUAUGGAGGAGGCUCUUGAAUCUUUGCCGCUGGAUCUCAACGAGACAUACGAGCGUAUAUUUGAAAGUAUACCAUCGGAGUUAAAAACUGACGCGAUACGGCUUCUCCAAUUCCUAGUGCAUUCCAAGCGACCUCUAACGCUGGCUGAGGUUAAAGAAGUAAUAGCGACGCAGAUUGAAGACGAGUCACGAGGGUUUGACAUAAAGCGUCGAUUGUUUUGCGAGACUGAUAUCUUAGCUUACUGUCCCAGCUUAGUGACAGUCAUCUAUAACAAUGAUAAAGAGUUGCAUCUUGCCCAUUUUUCUGUGGAAGAGUACCUUCUCAGAUAUGACCAAUUCCAGAUUACGACUGCCAGCAUUUCCAUCACGAGGACGUGCUUGACAUAUCUGACAGACAUCAACGGUAGCGAAAGAGAGAUAACGCGGUAUUUUCCGAUGGCAAGAUAUGCGGCCGAACAUUGGACAUACCAUGCUACGUUAACACUGGCCUACGAGGAGAUUACCCAAAGAAUAGUGAGCUUUCUAGAAACGGAAGAGACAUUUCAAAGAUGGGCUCGUUUGCAUCAGGCUGAUAGGAGUUGGGACGAUAGCCCUGGAGCUGCGCGCGGCUCUAGGCUCUACUAUGCUUGCUUCAAUGGACUUGGAGUGCCUGCACGAGAUCUUAUUGACAAGGGAGCAGAUGUCAACGCGCAGGGCGGCUACUAUGGCAACGCUCUCCAGGCUGCCUCACAGCGAGGCCAUCAAGAGAUUGUCAACCUACUUUUGAAUAAUGCAGCAGAUGUCAACGCGCAGGGCGGCUACUAUGGCAACGCUCUCCAGGCUGCCUCAGGUUGUGGCUAUCAAGAGAUUGUCAACGCGCAGGGCGGCUUCUAUGGCAACGCUCUCCAGGCUGCCUCACAGCGAGGCCAUCACGGCAUUGUUAAUAUGCUUCAAAGAAGAGGCGCUAUCACAUUGCCUUCACCGUAG
Messenger RNA from Penicillium concentricum, 2619 nucleotides. Its product is annotated as NACHT nucleoside triphosphatase. The coding region runs from base 1 to 2619 and encodes 872 amino acids. The record is from RefSeq and is a predicted model, not a curated record. NCBI's taxonomy places the organism in Eukaryota, Fungi, Ascomycota, Eurotiomycetes, Eurotiales, Aspergillaceae. Gene Ontology annotation, biological process: nucleoside metabolic process. Gene Ontology annotation, molecular function: protein binding; catalytic activity. The transcript has 4 exons.